Molecule: messenger RNA, 1131 nt
Organism: Lactuca virosa
Lineage: Eukaryota; Viridiplantae; Streptophyta; Magnoliopsida; Asterales; Asteraceae
Source: the annotation of a GenBank genome assembly
AUGGUUGAUUUUCGGUUUUGCCAUCGAUCGUUGAUUGAUUCGGUUGUGGUUGUUCUUCUGUUCAAUCUGUUUCUAUCAUUCCCAUUCACCUGCCUCGGGAUUCGUUCGUUUCCGACGAACGGCGAAAUCAUCUCCGAUGAUUUGUACGGGUACAUGGAGGCGCCGGAGUAUCGCAACGGUGAAGAUUGCCGUCCCUACACCAUUCACGUCGCUAUGACACUCGACUCCGAGUAUCUUCGUGGAUCAGUCGCCGCCGUACACUCCGUCCUCCGCCACGCUUCCUGCCCGGAAAACGUGUUUUUCCAUUUCAUCGCCGCCGAGUUCGAUCCGGCGAGUCCACGUGUUUUAACCCGACUGGUUAGAAACACGUUCCCGUCGCUCAACUUUAAGGUUUACAUUUUCCGGGAAGACUCCGUCAUAAAUCUGAUUUCGUCGUCGAUCCGUGUGGCCCUCGAGAACCCGUUGAACUACGCCCGAAACUAUUUAGGGGAUAUACUUGACCCGAAUCUAAACCGGGUCAUCUACCUCGACACCGACGUCGUUUUAGUCGACGACAUCCAGAAGCUAUGGAACAUUACUCUACGAAGCAACCGAGUCAUCGGAGCUCCGGAGUAUUGUCACGCAAAUUUCACAAACUACUUCACCGACAACUUCUGGUCCGACCCGGUUCUGUCACGCACAUUCGGGUCGAAAAAGCCGUGUUACUUCAACACCGGCGUAAUGGUGAUGGAUAUGCGAAAAUGGCGAAAAGGAAACUAUCGCCGCAAAAUCAAGAACUGGAUGGAAAUCCAGAGGAAAAGAAGGAUUUAUGAGCUGGGUUCGCUGCCGCCGUUUCUGUUAGUGUUCGCUGGAAACAUUGAGCCGAUUGAUCACCGGUGGAAUCAACAUGGACUCGGAGGGGAUAAUGUGAAGGGCAGCUGCCGGUCAUUACAUUCAGGUCCGGUGAGUUUGUUACAUUGGAGUGGAAAAGGGAAGCCAUGGGUGAGGCACGAUGAGAAGAGACCGUGUCCGUUGGAUCAUUUGUGGAAGCCGUACGAUUUGUACAAGCAUAAUGAUGAGCAUCAUCAAUCUCAAUCGUUGGAUUUUUCAAUUAGUAGUAGUUUUCUUGGAUAUUCGAAUUAUUUGAUUUGA